Messenger RNA from Hymenoscyphus albidus, 437 nucleotides. Lineage: Eukaryota; Fungi; Ascomycota; Leotiomycetes; Helotiales; Helotiaceae. The record is from the annotation of a GenBank genome assembly.
AUGUCAGAACUGGGUGUUCCUUUGCAGAAGCCCGUCGUGAUGCUAUUGUUUACUGAGUGGGAUAAGGUGAGUUCCCAGCCCCGGGUGUAACCUUUCUUCCUGACGUCGGAUUUGCGGUAAAUUAUUUCUAUUUUCUCUCGUUAGCGUUGAUAUUUUGAAAAACCGGAGGUUUUCCACAUCCUGGUAGCAACGCUUCAAGAAUAGCAAAAUAAGGGGGUUUGUCGACAUCCCAAAAUAGCAAACAGCAUUAUCUAGUGUCAAAUUUAAACCCAUCAAUACUUUCCAUGAAUGUUGCACCCCCAAGUACUUGCAAAACUAGAAGAAAAGCAACCUACGUAAAUGCGGAUCAACCUCAUCCUGAUCCCAAGCCGCCCAAAAAAACGGACCAACACAACUCGUACUCUCAAUCGACCGAUAGGGAAGAUGCAAAGCAUUAA